Molecule: messenger RNA, 396 nt
Organism: Suillus discolor
Lineage: Eukaryota; Fungi; Basidiomycota; Agaricomycetes; Boletales; Suillaceae
Exons: 4
Coding region: 1-396 (131 amino acids)
Biological process (GO): protein quality control for misfolded or incompletely synthesized proteins
Cellular component (GO): cytoplasm; mitochondrion
Molecular function (GO): ATP binding; ATP hydrolysis activity
Source: RefSeq, a predicted model, not a curated record
AUGCGAUUCUCAUUUGAGGAAAUUUGUGGCCGUCCGUUGAGUGCCGCUGAUUACUUGGAGGUGACGAAGCAGUUUGGUACUCUGUUUAUCACAGACAUGCCGAAAAUGGGGAUGGACAGGAAGGAUAUGGUAUAUGCAUGCUACGAAUCUAAGACAAGGAUUUUUGUAUCGUCAGAAGUACCCAUAUACCAGAUCUUUUCGGAUGAUUCAGCGGGCUCAGGGAACAGCAUCUCAGAUCACAUGCGGAGUGUGAUGGAUGAUCUGGGCCUAUCUCCGGAAGUUGUGGGCUCAAGCUUGAUGUUCUCAGGCAACGAGGAAAUAUUUGCAUUUGUGCAGGCUUGCUUGCAGCUGGUGCAGAUGGGGAGCAGAGAAUGGGCAGAGACAGCUUCUCAAUAA